Humulus lupulus (European hop) is the source of this 1977-nucleotide messenger RNA. RefSeq lists its product as uncharacterized. The transcript is spliced from 4 exons. Gene Ontology annotation, biological process: DNA integration. Gene Ontology annotation, molecular function: nucleic acid binding. The record is from RefSeq and is a predicted model, not a curated record. Bases 1 to 1977 code for a protein of 658 amino acids. NCBI's taxonomy places the organism in Eukaryota, Viridiplantae, Streptophyta, Magnoliopsida, Rosales, Cannabaceae.
AUGCACAAAAUCUUGAUGGAAGAGGACAAUAGGCCAUCUAUAGAAGCUCAGCAAAGACUAAAGCCAGCCAUGAAAGAAGUGGUACUUGAGAAGAUUCUUAAAUGUUUAGAUGUUGGGAUGAUAUGCCCAAUAUCUGAUAGUGCAUGGGUGAGCCCAGUGCAAAUAGUGCCAAAGAAGGGUGGUAUGACUGUGGGAAAGAAUGAGAAGAAUGAACUGUUUCCAUCUAGAACGCUGAGAAGAUGGAGGAUUUGCAUCGAUUACCGCAAAUUGAAUAAGGAAACAUGGAAAAACCAUUUUCCCUUCCCUUUCUUGGAUCAAAUGCUUGGCAAACUAGCGUGCCAUAGCUACUACUGCUUUUUGGAUGGUUAUUUUGUAUUUAAGGAGAAGUUAAUCUCAACAUCGAUUGCUGUUGCUCCAAAUUGGGAUCUUCCAUUUGAACUGAUGUGCACCGCAAGUGAUUAUGCGGUGGGAGUAGUUUUGGGCCAACAGAUUGAUAAGGUAUUUCGGUCUAUUUACUAUGCUAGUAGGACUCCUAAUGAUGCACAAUUGAAUAAAAAAAUAAUAGAGAAAUAUCUCCUAGGAAUUGUUUAUGCCUUUGACAAGUUUAAACCAUACUUGAUUGGCAACAAGGCAAUGGUUUACAUUGACCACUUUGCAAUCAAAUAUUUGAUGACCAAGAAAGAUGCAAAACCACGUCUUAUCAGGUGGGUUUUACUGUUGCAAGAGUUUUACAUGGAGAUCUGGGAUAAAAAAGGCACUGAGAAUUUGGUAGCAUAUCACUUGUCAAGACUUGAGGUGGAAGAGAGCCAGAAUGACAAGGAAGUCCAAAUAAAUUAUCACUUUUCUGAUGAGCAUUUGUUUGGGGAACAGUUGAAGAAAUUUUACUCAGAGGUGAAGCACUACUAUUGUGAGGAGCCUAUUCUCUAUAGGCAUUGUGUAGAUCAAGUUAUUCGUCGUUGUGUGCUUGAGGAUGAAAUGCACUCAAUUCUCACCCAUUGUCACACUUUGCAAUGUGGUGGGAAUUUUGGAGCAUCAAGAACAAUAGUGAAGGUAUUGCAAAGCGGGUUCUAUUGGCCAAGCCUGUUUAAAAAUGACAAUUCUUUUGUGAAAGCUUGUGAUCGUUGCCAAUGUACUAGAAACAUAUCAAGGAGGAAUGAAAUGCCACUUAUUAUGAUCCUCGAGGUUGAGCUCUUUGAUGUUUGGGGCACUGACUUCAUGAGCCCUUUCCCAUCAUCAUUCAACAACCGGUUCAUUCUAUUAGCGGUGGAUUAUGUGUCAAAAUGGGUUGAGGCAGCUGCAACAAAAGAAAAUGAUGCUUUACUUUCUCACUAUGGAGUAUACCACCGCACUACUUUACCUUAUCACCCUCAAUCGAAUGAUCAAGCUGAAAUUUCAAACAGGGAGGUGAAAAGUAUUCUUGAAAAGACGGUGGAUAGCUCCAGAAAGAAUUGGUCCAAGAAACUUGAUGAUGCACUUUUGGCCUAUCGGACGACAUUCAAAACUCCAAUUGGGAUGUUGCCUUAUAGGUUGGUCUUUGGAAAAGUGUGUCAUUUUCUAGUUGAGUUGGAACAUCGGGCUUAUUGGGCAAUGAAGAAGCUGAAUUUUGAUGAGAAAGCUGCUGGACAGAAUAGGCUACUCCAAGUAAACGAGCUUGAUGAGUUCCAUAAUGAAGCCUAUGAGAAUGCCAAGAUCUACAAGGAAUGCACCAAGGCAUGGAACGACAAGAACUUGAUCAGAAAAGAGUUCCAACCCAGGCAACAGAUACUUCGCAUUAAUUCAAGGUUGAGACUCUUUCCAGGCAAGUUAAAAUCUAGGUGGUCUGGUCCCUAUACUGUGGUAAAGGUAUUCCCAUAUGGCUCUGUUGAAGUUGUAGGCAAGAAUGGCUCAUCGUUUAAGGUAGAUGGUCAAUGGUUGAAGCCAUACAUGGGUUGUCCGAUUGACCAAGCCAAGUUAGUGAUCCUCUUGAAGCCCCUCUGA